Molecule: messenger RNA, 711 nt
Organism: Dibothriocephalus latus
Lineage: Eukaryota; Metazoa; Platyhelminthes; Cestoda; Diphyllobothriidea; Diphyllobothriidae
Source: the annotation of a GenBank genome assembly
AUGAUCGGAUCUAAGGCGACACUUCUCGGUGGACAGACAAAUCGGUCACUGGCCGAUUGGGUACUUGCAUCAGCCUUACCGGGUCAGUAUAUUAAAGAAACGGAAAAGGCGAGGAAAUAUAAAUCAGACUUCGAAAAAGAGAUCAGCGCUCUGAGCCUCGACUACGCCAAACUGAUCGCUCAAAAGGAGAAACUAGAAGCUCAGCUACUAGCGUUAAUCACGGAGAAUGAAGCUUGUAGAGCGGCUGCGGCUGAUGGAAAACGGCAAACCGGCCGCAACAAGGAACUCACUGAAGAGGCUGUUAAUCGUUAUAACAGUUGGAACGAUUUGGAAAUGGCCUCACGAAUGGAUAAAGCCAAGCUGCUUCAGCGAAUUGAAACCUGCUUCCAAGAAAAGAAAGAGCUUGCCGAAAUUCAGACCAAGAUCAAAUGGGAGAAGGACAAUCUGCUCAAAAGCUUGAAAAAAUCAACCAUGCAACUCGAAGUUUUGACAGAAUCGGUCAAGAACAUUCAAACAGUGUACGACAAAGUUCGUGCUCGCUAUGCCGUCACUCCGAAAUACGACACGACCCUCGGAGCCAGGAAGGAUAAGCUCACGGAUCUUGUCCGGACGUUGCAACAGGAUAUCGGUGAGGAGGUUAGUUUGUUGUUCCAUGGUAGAGGGGCCCUUAAUUUGUGCUAUUGUCUAGACAAACUUGAUAUGAAUAUUUGA